This is a messenger RNA of Vollenhovia emeryi, 11592 nucleotides long. RefSeq names its product ubiquitin carboxyl-terminal hydrolase 34 (gene puf). Gene Ontology annotation, molecular function: cysteine-type endopeptidase activity; cysteine-type deubiquitinase activity. NCBI's taxonomy places the organism in Eukaryota, Metazoa, Arthropoda, Insecta, Hymenoptera, Formicidae. The record is from RefSeq and is a predicted model, not a curated record. Gene Ontology annotation, biological process: protein deubiquitination. Gene Ontology annotation, cellular component: nucleus; cytosol. The coding region runs from base 225 to 10553 and encodes 3442 amino acids. The transcript is spliced from 11 exons.
GCGAGGCGAGGCGAGGCGACGCGACGCGACGCGACGCGCUUCGCUUGAAGUGAGCGGCGAGUAUACGCACAAAAGCAAUAUGGUGACCGUCAGAGGAUAGUCGUGAGCGCACACGGGGGAUGUUCAAUAAUAUUUAUCGUCGUCGGCAACGUGCGUCGGUGAGCGCAAGUGAUGAACUUGACGUGACCGGGAGCCUCUUGCUAGGCUAAAGGAAUCCGGCCACCAUGUGCGAUGUGUGCGUCGAUUUUCACGAUCUUCUGCUCUCCUACGAUGAGCGCUCGUCGAAGGAACAAGAUGCGUUGGCGACGUUGUGCGCAGCAGACGUCGACACGACAAUGCAUUAUGUCAACCAGUGGAUGCAAAGACAAUGUAUGUGCUGUUAUCGUGAAAUUAAAAAUUUCGACCGAUUUAUAAGGCUAACUCAGAGCAUCGUGCUCUGCACGUUGCAACAGUUGCAAGCCAUACAGCAAAAUGAACAGCAGGGAGAUGCCGCUAAGGAGACGCUUAAGGAUGGGAAGGACGAGGAGGAGAGAAGUAACAAGCGAAAAUCCGGCGAUAGCGCAGAGCACGCACAAGUGGGAGCUCAGGCGAAACAGAUCUGGUCUCAGCACGAUAAAGAGAAAUUGUUUCUCCUUCUUUCUAAAAUUUUUUUACUCAACUUUCCCCUUUACAUCGCUAUGAAGCACGGCGGUGUCAUCAACCCGUUGGCUCCCGUGAAGGACGAAGGUGGUUACUGCGAGCCGCACGACCCCGAGGUACCGGCGCCUCUGAUUCGCGCGGUAUCUAUAUUUUGCCAUCAAGGAGGCUUUAAUUUGGUGUCUGCUUGCUUCGAUAUGGAAAACACACUGCCCGUUACCCUCGCGCAUUCUAUGGUCGCGGUUAUUUGUAAUCUGAAGCUUUGGUUAAACUAUGCCAGUGUCAUUCAGCUGUUCAUACCGUUACGCAGUCGUGUCAUGAAGUACAUGUGUCGCUUAGAGGAUAAGGAAUUGCGUACUCCAGCCGUUAGGACCAUGGCAGAUUUUAUGUGGAGCGCAGUGAAGGAUCCGAUAGACUCUGUAUUACCGAGCUUUGAUCGUGACGGGCUCGACUUGGCAUUUAAAUAUUUUACCAGUACAACUCUAACUAUGAGGCUGGCCGGCGUAGCUCAAAUAAACGCUCACAUCACCGCGUCUAAUGAACUCUGCAACAGCGAAACCGUCGCAGAGGUCGAACAAGUGGGGCACGCGCUUGCCGCUUGGCUGACCGAGAACAACAUCAUAGCUCAUAUAUUCGGACCAAACUUACACGUGGAGGUUAUCAAGCAGAGUCACAUUAUAUUAAGUUUCUUGGCUAUGGAAGGUAGAAUUACACCUUCGGACAUGGACACUAUGUGGCAAGCGGCGCAGUUGAAGCACUGCGGUCGUCCGGUUUACGAUCUACUGGCGCCAUUGGUUAAACAUCUGGCUCCUACUCCUGUGCUUCACUUGUAUUCUUUGCUAGGCAAAUUGGAACCUAAGGACCACACGGAGCAGAGCUUGUUCUUAGCGUCGGCUUUGAUCAAGUUUAUUUGGACGUCUGGUCGUUCAGCUUAUCCAAGGGGUCUGGUAAUGAAGAACAGAGAUAUUUUAAGGAAUACCGGAAACGGAAUCGGUGGAAGUAGCAGCAGCGAUCCAAGUGGCAUGGAUGGUAGCAGUCCAGAGGACGACGAAGAGGAGCCUAGUCCAACGCUGUCCGAUGGACCGUCACCUCGAAAGCAACUUAGAGGCUAUUGUAGCGAUGGUGAAGGAUAUUAUAAAGGAAAGAAUCUGACAACCACCGCCAUCGAGUCGAGUCUCAAUGAUAUCGAGGGCCUGAAUUCCGACAAGUUUGAAUGCAACAGAGAGUUGACCAAGGAUUCUUCGACGAAUGUUAUUAGAGAUGAGGUAAAGAGCAAGCAGAGCGGAUCUGACGCUGAGGCGGAUACGGAGAAGUCUAAUACGGAGGAGAUGUUUAUACACGAGAAGAAGAAACGAAAGAUUCUGCGCAAGCGAAAGAGACCACAGAAGCGCUCUUUGAGUACCGUUGAGAAAACCUUGGAAGAUAUCGUUGGACAAGAUGGUAACGUGAAAUCGAAAGAUUUGCUUACAGAUGGGAAAAACCGAACGGAAGAUAUGUUGAAUAGCAGUCUGGAUGCUUUGGCUUCCUUGGACGAGCCGAAGAGCGUUGACGCGUUGGAUCGUGUUAAGCAGCAGGCGAUGGCUUUGGAUCCGAACGAGCAACAAGUCCCAACCACGGCAGCUCUAUUGAGACGCAACAAAAAUAAAUAUAUGUCUAUAGUAGGAUAUAACGUGGAUCGAACAGCCGAUUCGGCGGAUAGUUCGCACGAUGAGGACGACAGUGAUGUAGCGGGUGUGCUUGCUGCCGCGGAUGGUCCUGGCGCGGUAAUAUCUGAACUUGCUGGCUUGGUGCACGCGUCUGGUCCUACAUUUUUGCCUUCGGGAUUAGACGAGAUGCUUUCCGACGAAGAGGGCUCGUACAGCAGCAGAAUAUCGAACAAGAGUGAAAAGAAUAUGGCCGAUUUUGAUGGCGAGGAGAGCGGCUGCGAAGAGGAGUUAGCUCAAUUAGCCGCGCGUCAUCUAACUGCUAUUCAAAUGCAGGCUUAUCACCCUCAUCACUCGCACUCGGCCAUGACGAUAAGAAGAUCGGUUUGUCAGCAGUCGCAGGUGCGAACCGCUCGGCAAACUGCCACGAGAUUAAGCUCCCAGUUCAAUUUGGACACAGUUUGCAAGCCGGGUAACACACUGCUUUGGGAUCUUCUUCAAGACGACAAGAUAGGUCAGUUGGGUGAGGGCCUGGCAUUAGAAGCGGAGAAGGCGUUGUGCAAUCUUCUGUGUUUCAACGUCGAUCGUUUGAUCCCGAUGAAGUUUAUAGAAGGAUGCUUGGAAAAUUUGGCGAUCAAUCGUUCUGUGGUUGUAUCCCUGAGAUUAUUGCCGAAAUUGCUCGCGAGCUUCCAACAAUUUGGCGCGAUGGACGCGCACACGAUUACGACCUGGGCAGACCGUGAGCGCGGCAUGAUGAAACACUUCUUUAACAAUCUCAAGACUUAUACCAGUACAGGACCGAAGAGCAAUUUAUAUUCGCAUCAAACCGAGAUACAAGUUAGAUUACAAUUUCUAUCGUCGAUCUUCUCGCCGCUAGGUUCGCCCGACUGCUUUCGCUUGAAUCUAGAACAAGUGGAUAUAUUGUGGCAAUGCCUGUCGCAGGAUUCGGUCUGCGCGGAUGAGCUUUUCAGUUGGUUGCUCAGCCAAGCAAAGUCCACGGAGCAGCAUGCAUUAGGAAUGGAUACGCUGAAACAUCUGUGUAUGCGCAAGUUACCAAGUCUACCACCGGAAACUAUCAGUAUGACGGGUCUGAAUCUGUUUCAGCAAUUGUGCAACUUGGCGCGUCUCGCCGCAGCGCACAUGGACAGACCGCUCAGGGAUAUUGAUUCAGUAGGCAUGGACUUCCUGUGGCGGAUCGCCCUGAAAGCGAAGAGCACGGACGUCAGUAUGGCAGCUAUACAAUAUCUGAACGGCUAUUACAUGUCACGACAGCUGACGCAGGAGGCCGAAUUUGUGUCGCAGUGUAUGACGCAUCUUGCCGCGGCCAGUGCUGAUCUUGAGACUAACGAGGAGGCCAGUCUGCGUUGUAUACAGCGUGCUUUGCUCCUGCUGAGGACCCAUCUGGAGGCUUUUCGGAAGCGCUAUGCUUAUCACUUGCGUCGUUGGGUACUGGAGGGCAGAAGUGCCGCGAGUCACGUAGCGAUGAACACAUCUGAGAAAGGCCAACAAUUAAGGAUCUUCGUGCAACCCGCUGGUAUACCGGAGAAGACUAGUUUCACUCUUCUCAACACUGACUAUGUGGCGGAUUUGCGGGCCGAGGUCGCUAAAUGGUGGGACGACACGCAGGACGCUCAAGAAAAGUCGGCUGUUUCCGCAAACGUCGCUCAAAAUGGUGGUUCGGUUUUAGGAUCGUUGCUCACCGACGGCCCCAUCAGGAUGAUCACCCAAGGUCAGGAAUUGACCAUCGAGUAUGACGAGAAAACCUUGCAGGAGAUGGGUUUUAAGGAUGGACAAUUAGUGUUUAUCUCACCUGGUGCCAGCAGAGGCAACGGUGGCCGUUGCAGCAAACGAGACAUGGACUCGCCAUCGUUGUUGCCGCCGCCGCCUAGAGAGUCCCUGCCUACGUUGUUGCUGCUUCGACCGCAGUAUUUUGAACAGCUGUUUACGCUCAUGAGAACGCUCAGCGCUAUGAGAACGACCGUAAAGGGUGGCCAAGAAAUACCGCAUACGAAGGCGCAGGUGCUCUCGAGGAGAGUUUGGGAUACGCUCACCUUGUUACCCACAAGUCCAACCUUGUUGCGAGGUUUCCAGAAACUCGGCGAGACCUCUCUCCAGGAAUUGCUCGAUCCGGCGAGUCCGCAGAAAUUGAUGUAUUCACUUUACAUAGUCGAGUCUCUGAGUCGGCGAGGUGCGACGAAUCAACCGUCGCCAAGUAAUUCCACCGUGUCGACGACGCACCACGAAGGCGGUGGCGAUGCCGACGAUAAUCACGACGAUAAGGAAAAAGAUGUCGCUUGGUCCACCCUGUUUGUGCAGUACGGUGGACUCCGACAUCUCUUUGACAUCUUUAUGUCGGGUUGCUUGGAACAGGGCGACGGUAGCGAGUGGCAGCAGGAUUGCCUUGCUAGUUUGCUGAAGCAACUUUGUCACCUCGGUGUCGUCAAAGAGGAGAAGAAACGUAACAAGGCGGACAAGCCGUUGCUGGUGCCCAGACUCAGCGAGGCGAUGCUGAGAAUGAUGAACGUUGACACAGUGAUGCCACGGAUAACGAGCAUUCUGAAUGACGCUUCGUUACCGCUCGAUCCAAAUCACUACAAAACGGGACUCUUUGGCCGGUCUCAGGUGAUACAUUACGCCAUGGCGCUGUUAGUCUGUUGGGUACACAGCAACCCGGCAGUCAGGCAAUAUCUGUUCUUGUCGUCCGAGCCGUUUGGAAAAACGUGGCUGCGCAGUCUGAUAUUGGAGGACCCUGAACCGGCGGUGAGACGUGAGGUGUGCACGGCCCUGUACAGACUAUGCUUAGGCAGUACUGGCGCGGAAGACGACAGUCCGGAUCAGAUGCCAGGACUGAUCGUGCCCAUGUUAAACACUUUACUGGAACAUCUUGUGAUCGCCGAGGCUAUGCAACCUUCUCAUCGCAAGCCAGAUCUACCGCUGCACCUGCAUACAGUUUUGGACGAGGGAAAGGAGCCCUACGGGCCAGCCUGCAAGGACUACUUUUGGCUGGUAUGUCGUCUAGUGGAUUCUCUGCCGGACGAGACGAUUCGGGAAAGUUCGGCAGAUGAUACUUCGGGUACAACGGUUGAUCUUGAGGCAUUGGCUAUUCGAGUAAUCGAUUCUGUGCUUAAUAGAGACCAUUUGGAGACGCGACACAACACGGUGGAGGAUGACGCUCUGGUCGGGUUGAUCAAUCUCACGUGUAACAUAAUGACGCACAAUCCACCGUGCAAGCAGGGCAAGAUUGGUCAAAACUUGUUAGAUCAGGUAUUUGACUUUCUGUUUGCUCUGCCCAGUCCGCGAAGCAAGCACGUACCCAAAUGUAAAAGUCAGGCGUCCAGAUCGGCGGCUUUCGAUCUCUUGGUCGAGCUGGUGAAAUCCGCACCCGACAAUUACAGGAUGCUGCACGAGAAGUUGCUCGCCCAGCACCGUCCUGGACCGCACUUCCCGUAUCCGUGGGACUACUGGCCCCACGAAGACGGACGUUCGGAUUGCGGCUACGUUGGUCUGACGAAUUUAGGCGCGACAUGUUACAUGGCUAGUUGUAUGCAGCAUUUGUACAUGAUGCCGCAGGCGCGCGUUUCUAUACUGGGCGCCGAUUGCAGUCGCGCGAACAAGCACCAGUCGACCUUGCAGGAGCUGCAGAGAAUGUUCGCUUAUUUGCUGGAGUCUGAGAGAAAAGCGUACAAUCCGAGGAGCUUUUGCCGUGUAUACACGAUGAACCAUGAGCCGCUCAACACCGGCGAGCAGAAAGAUAUGGCCGAAUUUUUCAUCGAUCUCGUCUCCAAGCUGGAGGAAAUGACAUCCGACCUGAAGACCCUGGUGAAAACGCUGUUCUGCGGCGUGAUAUCCAACAAUGUCGUUUCGCUCGAUUGCGAGCACGUCAGCAGAACCUUGGAGGAGUUCUAUACCGUUCGAUGUCAGGUGGCCGACAUGCGGAAUCUGUAUGAGAGUUUGGACGAGGUCACUGUCAAGGAUACGUUGGAGGGUGACAACAUGUAUACGUGCUCGCAGUGCGGCAAGAAGGCGCGCGCCGAGAAGCGGGCCUGCUUCAAGAAGCUGCCGCACAUAUUGUGUUUCAACACGAUGCGCUAUACCUUCAACAUGGGCACCAUGCUGAAGGAGAAAGUCAACACGCAUUUCAGCUUUCCGCUUAGACUAGACAUGUCCGGUUACGUUGAGAAGAAGCUCAUGCCGCAGCACUAUCAGGACGAGAAGAAAGCAGCGUCUGAGAAGAGAAAAUCGGAGAACGAUGGACAUACCAGGUUGCCGGUGGACGAUGCGGAGGAAGAGGAGCAUUAUCAGUACGAUUUGAUCGGCGUAACUGUUCACACAGGGACGGCAGACGGCGGGCAUUACUAUAGUUUCAUCCGGGAUCGCACCUCUCCUAACAAGGACAAAUGGUUCCUGUUCAAUGACGCUGAGGUUAAACCGUUCGACCCGAAUCAAAUCGCGGCUGAGUGUUUUGGCGGCGAGAUGACCAGCAAGACAUAUGACUCGGUGACGGACAAGUUUAUGGAUUUUAGUUUUGAAAAGACCAACUCGGCAUACAUGUUGUUUUACGAAUGGUGCGCCGACCCUGGUGAGCAAGUAAAGGAGGAAGAGGCGACUGUCUCAAGUCCAGCCACCGACAGUGCUGACGGUAAUACCGGACGAUCCUCGUCGUUCUCGCUGGCGCGAGCGAACAUGAACAAGUUGCCGCCAUUGGAACUCAACAAGGAGCUCGAGGACUGGAUUUGGCAGGACAAUAUGCACUUUCUACAAGACAAGAAUAUAUUCGAGCACACGUAUUUUGGAUUUAUGUGGCAGGUAUGUGGCUACAUACCUCAGACAUUACUCUCUGUGCAGCCAGAUAUCACGGAGAUGUCCGCGGAAUUGUCCACGUCCUUCUUCAUGGAGACGUUCAUACACGCCAAGGAGAAGCCGACGAUGGUGCAAUGGGUGGAAUUGUUAACGAAACAGUUUAACGGCUCGGCCGGUGCGUGCGCGAGAUUCCUCGAACGGAUGGCCAGCGACUCGUGGUGGCCUAUUCAGAUUCUAGUCAAGUGCCCUAAUCAGAUGGUCCGGCAGAUGUUUCAACGGCUAUGCAUUCAUGUGAUCCAAAGGUUGCGCGCUACACAAGCACCCCUGUACCUUCUCUGCGACGAGGAGAACGACGCCAACACCGUCGGCACCCGAUCCUGCGUCACACGUUUCGUUAGGAUGUUGCUGUCGCUCAUGGAACACGCCAAGCAACACCUUAAGCACCUUACCGAAUACUUUAGCUUCUUGUACGAGUUUAGCAAGAUGGGCGACGACGAGGCUGUUUUCCUGAUUAGAGUCCAGGCCAUCUCCACGAUGGUAAACUUUUAUCUCGGGCAUAAGACGCACGAGUUUGUCGAUGCGGUCAGCGAAGAGGAGGAAGAGGAAGAGAUUGUGACUGUGCCUUCGGAAAAGCUACGGCCCGCCUCGUUGGACAAGAUGAUCACGCUGAUAGCGUAUCUGGUCGAGCGUAGUAGAGGGCAAGAUCACAGACUGGCGUUGUCGCCGUCGGACCUAAGCGCCGUAGCCGGCGGCAAGGGCUUCCCUUUUCUGUACCAGCAGACGCGAGAUGUCAUUAAUCUCACUCAGACAAGAAACUUGAUUCAAUCGUUGUGCCGUUGGAACGACAGAUUGGCGAUACACAUCGUCACGAUGAUAUUUCAGGCCAUAAUGAAGCACACCGACGUGUGUCAGCCGUUCUUCAAGUUGUUAACGCUGUUGACAGAAAGUUCGGGGCUGAGCGGAUUGCCCUGCAUGACACAAUUGAUUCUCGGUAGGGUCUGGGAAGCAGCGAGAGUCGCUCCGCACGGUGCGCUCGAGUGGCUAGCUCUCGCAGUCACGAGAAGCAAACUGGCGCAUGCCUGGGUGCUGCAAGAGUUGAACACGUGGCUGCAACAUUACCUUCUCGAGCAUUCGAAUCAAAGAGUACGCUCGGCCGCCGCCUUCCUCUUGGUAUCGUUAGUCCCAUCCACACAUUUCAGACAGGGCUACCGUAGCGCUCAUCGUCUCGGUCUUGGCUGCAACGCAUCCAGAGAGCUUCAACUGUCGCCCGAGGCUACUUUAAUACUGCAUCAGAUAUAUACGGCACUCUUGAGACUGCUCCAACCUGCGCGACAUUACAUCGACAUACAGACUCACGGUACAAUGAAGCUCACUGCCUACUUUGCAUUGCUCACAUAUUGCGUAGUCUCUAAAACCGAAAAAUUAAUGUUUGGCCAAUAUCUUAACGAUCUAUGGACGCUUUUCCAUCCGAAACUUUCGGAACCAAGCAUUCCGGUGCAUCAUAAUAAGCAAGCGGUUCUUUUGUUCUGGUAUCAUGUCUGCUCCGAUUGUCCAGAGAACAUCGCUAUGAUACUUCACAAUCCGCACAUAACUAAAAAUAUAGCAUUUAAUUACAUACUAGCUGACCAUGAAGACCAGGAUGUCGUGUUGUUUAACAGAGUUAUGCUACCCGCGUAUUACGGUCUCUUGAGGCUGUGUUGUCAGCAAUCGCGUACUUUUACGAGACAAUUAGCCGCGCAUCAGAAUAUUCAGUGGGCUUUUAAAAACAUCACUCCUCAUCCUACUCAGUAUUCGACUGCAGUGGAUGAAUUAUUUAAGUUGAUGCAAUUGUUAGUCGCGAGGCAUUCUGAUCAAACGGAACAGGAAGAGGCAGAGAUCGCGUCGUUUCGAAGAGGCACACUAUCCUCUUAUUUACAAGGACUUGACGGUCGUUCGUGUUGGGCAACUCUUAUUUCUGCUUUUCGAAUUCUCAUCGAGUCGGACGACGAUCGUUUGUACGUAGUCUACAACGGUGGCUUAAGCAUGGCUCUCGAAGCGUUUCAUAUGUUACAUAUCAUGUAUCACGAAGCGACGGCGUGUCACGUUGCCGGCGAUCUUGCCGAGCUAAUCGCCAUUAUUGUCGAGCUCGUGCGAUGCGUUCGUACCGCGAGGGACGGGCCAGAUGCUAGAAACAUUCUGGCCAAUUGCAAGGAAUGGCCCGAUGCUCUGCGUAAACUAGCAACGUUACUCAACACGUACAAUCCACCGGACAUGAGAAAUUUGGCUAUAGACCUUUUGAAGGAGCUUGUCAUGCUCGUUCCUGCCGAAGCAAUAUUGAUCCUAGCGCCAUUGCUCUCACACUGCCAUGCAGCUCUUCAGGAGUCCCAUGCCGCUGUCCCGCCUGGGCCAUAUCUCCCGAGAAGAUCCACUCCGCCCGGAAAGAUGCCUACGAGACCCGCCAGACCAAUGGUCCAGAUGGCGGUGCCUCACUCUCAGUUGGAAGCAUCGAAGGGAGUAGACCCGGAGUACGACAGCGCUCUACUUGAAUUUUACUUACCUUACCACGAGCUGAUAGACGUAAUGUGCAGAUUAGCAAUUAAUAAUGAUUGUAUGACAGACUCGUUAGUGAAUUUGAGCGCGAUGCUUGGAUUUGAAGGUGUACCUUUGCACUUGGCUCUGUUUCCCAGGCUAUGGUUGGACGUGCACGCUGCUACGCACAUAGACAGAAAGCACAUCGCGUCUCUCCUUUGUUCUUCCUACACGGUGGAUUACGUGGACGCUGUGCUGCUGGACGAGAGGUCCUCGUUAGGAGUACCGGCGAUCCACGCUUUCCUCAAAACCUUCUUUCCGAAGCUGGCCAACCACGUGUUGACGGAGCAAACGUGUUUGCUCAUCGACAAUCUGGUCAGCUCGCUGACGACGAUGGUGGAGGCAGUAGACGUUGAGGCGUCGGCGCAUAGACUGACCGGUGACUUGCGCGCCUUGGCUCUUGUUUAUAGCAGUAGCACGAGAUUGAAACCGCCCUCUAGCCUGCUGCCGGGUCUAGAGACCCUGUUAUCGCGAACUCGGACUAUUACGGUGAAAGAGAGCCACUCGUCGCCGGAGAUGGAAACACCCUCGAAAAGGCGAAAGUUGUGCAGCGACAGCGAGCCGGCUGACGGCGAUCUGUGCGCGUCGAUCAAGGACAUCGAUACGGAGAACAACAUCUCCGAGACGGAGAUGGACAAGGCGGACGUGGCAAAUGAUACAAUGUCUUCCGAUUCCGGGGACGGUAAGGUCGCCGCCACUGCCAGGCACAAGCCGGGCAACGUUCAGGCGGAGGCUAUCGCCACCAGCAUUAGCGACGCUGUGUCGCCACCGAGCUUGGUCGCCACCGCCAACAGUUGUACAAAUCAGUUGCGUUGCUCGCUGACCAACGUCUCGUGGCUCGAGAUGCUGGAGAAGACCAUUGUCGACCUUCAGACGAUCGUGCAAGUGCAAAGCAAGAAUAAUUAAUCGCGCGUGAUUGGUGAAACGCAGGCGGAGUGCUCUCUAAAACAGCGUAACGGAAUUAACGACCAAUUCUACGAACUUGUAACUGCAUGUGAUCCUUUACGCCGACAGAAUUUAACGGUGUGUCUUUUGCGCUCCUUCGAAAUCGGAUAUAACUUAGUACAUAUUGUAUCGUAUGUAUGUAUGUCGAAGGCCGCGAUUUACUUUCCAAAUAUAGGAGAAUAAGAUAUUUUCGUUACUCAACACAAGUUACAUUCGAAUACAAAGUCGGGGAGUCGCCGUAUCGCCGUCGCGUAUCUGGACUGAAUAAUUUCCUCAUCUAAACGUUCGUUAGUGCUGUGAGAUAGAAUUACUCGUCUCUCCUGGCAGAAACACGACGCGCGCGCACUUUACGUAUAACAACAUUGUCAACCAUCCAGUAUUCGGGAAGCGCGAUUAUGUGGCUUUAUUAAAUCCUAAGAGUACCCUUAAAUACGCUGUGUAUCUCUCAGAAAAUUUUGUUGGCACUGCUCAUCAUUUCGACGAUUUCGCGCUAUACUUGUGUACGAAAGGAAUCACAGGGUUUUAAGAAAUUAUUAAAGUAAAGCAAAUGAAAGAGUACGUUCAAUGGCUGCUUGAAAUUUCCUCACGUGCUCGUUGCCGGUACACUCGCUCUUUUGUUCAUUUUUUAAUAUCUAACGAUGAGCUAGGCGUAUGUAUAUAUUGCGAUAAAUCAAUAUUUCAUGAAAUAUCAGUUUUAGACAGGAAUGUUUCCUCUCGACAAUGGCGGUAUAUCAAAAUUGAUACUUUAAACAUUAUUUUCUACAACUGAUAUUUUCCAAAAUAUUAAGCUGUCGUACUUUACGCGUCUUGUUCGAUAUCUUUCUGUUAUUCCUUAUUAAUAACGUAGCAGUUUCAAAGAAAAUCACUUCAUUAAGUCCGCAAUUUGUCAAUCCUCCAAGCUGUUUUGUUUCUGAUUUAAGUGGAAGUGUAUCCGUUUAUAUGCGCAAUCGAUUGUACAUGUUAGGAAAGAGAAGUAAACGAGAGAGUUUAUGAACGCAUA